AUGGGGGAUGCAGGAUUUUACCGUGGAACGAGUUUCGAUCAAGAUAGCCGUUUUACGGACAAAGAACGCAAGUUAUUGAAGCAAAUGCGUUUCGAAGAUGCUCUUGAAGAGAAGAUUUGUAUGAGUCGUAUCAAUUUGGAUGUGCUAAAACCGUGGAUAACUGCAAAAGUCAACGAGAUAUUAGGCAUGGAAGAUGAUGUGCUCAUUGAGUACGUAUUCAGUCAACUUGAAGAGAAAACUAUCAAUCCGAAAGUUAUGCAAAUCAAUCUGACCGGUUUCCUGAAUGCACGACGUGCCAGAGAGUUCAUGGGUGAACUUUGGACGAUGCUUCUGGAGGCACAGAACAGUGAAGAUGGCAUACCGGCAUCGUUGGUUGAGAAGAAGAUCAAAGAAAUCGAAGAAAAGGUAUCUAUCCCUCGUAGCAGUAGUAUUCGUUCUAGAUCA
This is a messenger RNA of Anisakis simplex (herring worm), 444 nucleotides long. The record is from the annotation of a GenBank genome assembly. NCBI's taxonomy places the organism in Eukaryota, Metazoa, Nematoda, Chromadorea, Rhabditida, Anisakidae.